Messenger RNA from Eufriesea mexicana, 1435 nucleotides. It is a transcript of the gene egh, whose product is annotated as beta-1,4-mannosyltransferase egh. Gene Ontology annotation, molecular function: beta-1,4-mannosyltransferase activity. Lineage: Eukaryota; Metazoa; Arthropoda; Insecta; Hymenoptera; Apidae. Bases 44 to 1435 code for a protein of 463 amino acids. Gene Ontology annotation, cellular component: cytoplasm. The transcript has 2 exons. The record is from RefSeq and is a predicted model, not a curated record.
AUGUAAUAUUUGCAACGUACAAAAAUUUCUAUUAAAUGAAGGAAUGAUGUUGAGCAGUAUUACAAAACAUAUCUUACACUGUUGUUUAAUGCUUAUUGUCAUAAUUAUUUUUGAACUGAUUACUGGAGGACUUAGCUGGAGUGAUAAUAAAAAGGAAACAUUUGAUCCAUGGGUCCAAUAUGGAUUUUUUGGUGCCCUCACAUUAUACUUGCUACGAACAUUUACAUUUCUUUCUUUCCCUCAAGUUUUGUUUAACUUUGUGGGAUUAACAAUAUAUAAUGUAUUCCCAGAUAAAGUUGUUUUGCAAGGUUCCCCAUUACUUGCACCAUUUGUUUGUAUUAGAAUAGUAACACGUGGAGAUUACCCACAAUUAGUGAAAGAAAAUGUGGAAAGAAAUUUAAAUAAGUGCAUAGAAACUGGUUUGGAAAACUUUCAAAUAGAAGUAGUUAGUGAUCAACCAAUUGGAUUACAGCUUCAUAGAAGAAUCAAAGAAAUUGUUGUACCACCAAACUAUCGUACAAGUAGUGGUGCUUUGUUUAAAGCUCGUGCUUUACAAUAUUGCUUAGAAAAUUCAGUAAAUGAAUUAGGAGAUAAUGAUUGGAUUGUACAUCUUGAUGAAGAAACAUUAUUAACUGAAAAUUCCAUUCGUGGAAUAUUAAAUUUUGUAUUGGAUGGAAAACAUCAGUUUGGGCAAGGGUUGAUAACAUAUGCGAAUGAAGAUGUUGUUAAUUGGAUUACUACUUUAGCAGACAGUUUUAGAGUAGCAGAUGAUAUGGGAAAAUUACGGUUACAAUUCACAAUGUUUCAUAAACCUUUCUUUAGUAUGAAAGGUUCUUAUGUUGUUUCUCAAAUGUAUGCAGAAAGACAAGUUUCCUUCAACAAUGGAUUAGAUGGAUCUGUUGCAGAAGAUUGUUUCUUUGCAAUGAAAGCAUUUACCCUGGGUUAUACAUUUAAUUUUGUGGAUGGUGAAAUGUGGGAAAAAUCACCAUUUACAGUGUGGGACUUUGUGCAACAAAGAAAAAGAUGGUUACAAGGUAUAUUACUUGUUGUACAUUCCAAAGCUAUUCCAUUGAAUAAAAAGCUGCUUUUAGGCAUAUCUUGUUAUUCAUGGAUAACUUUGCCUCUUUCUACUUCAAAUAUUGUAUUAGCUGGAAUUUAUCCCAUUACAUGCCCACCAUUUAUAGAUUUCCUAUGUGCUUUCAUUGGUGCAAUGAAUAUCUAUAUGUAUGUUUUUGGAGUAAUUAAAUCAUUUUCUUUAUACCGAUUCAGUAUUUUUCGAUUUAUAGCAUGUAUAUGUGGAGCAUUACUAACAAUUCCUUUUAAUUUAAUCAUUGAAAAUGUUGCAGUUAUAUGGGGUUUACUUGGAGAAAAACAUAACUUUUAUGUUGUUAAUAAAGAGUACAAACUUAAUGAGCGUAUAAAUUUAAAUAUAUAA